AUGGUCGCUACACCAAACAUCGAUCACUUCCUUCUCUGGGCCGCUGUUGCUCUGGGCAUGGUUGGCGCGCUCCCUGUACAGGACUCUACUAGUAUGGUCUCAGCGGAGAGCAGCAUUUCCUCUCCGAUUCCACCAUCAGAGACGAACGAUGAUGUCGCUGCUCUCUGCACUGAUGGUGUAUCUGCCACCAAGCAGAACUCCGCCGGCGGCUAUCCGAUCAACAAUUACACUGUGGUCACUCCCGGAAUGAACUGGACCUCGUACACGGUUGACGGCGACUGGUAUUACAAGCAUUAUGUCUCCGGACCUCAUUACAUGACCUUUACCCAUGCGAGUGAUCCUUUUGGUGCCUUCAAAUGCCAGUUCACUUGCAAUGCCGACUCGAAGUGCGCCUCAUUCUUUGUCUGGUAUGAGGACAUUGGCACUGAAGAUGAACAUCUCAACUGCGUUCUUUUUGAUGCAAUCAUUCCCGCCUCAGCCUUUGUGAAGACUGAAGGUAUCAUCUCAACAGGUGCUUACGACCGACUCUGCGACAGCCACUCCGUCUAG
Messenger RNA from Thermochaetoides thermophila DSM 1495, 549 nucleotides. RefSeq lists its product as uncharacterized. NCBI's taxonomy places the organism in Eukaryota, Fungi, Ascomycota, Sordariomycetes, Sordariales, Chaetomiaceae. The transcript is spliced from 4 exons. The record is from RefSeq and is a predicted model, not a curated record. The coding region runs from base 1 to 549 and encodes 182 amino acids.